CAGGUAUGAUGAAAAGAAGUAAUGAAGGUAUAGGAGGAGAAAAUUAUGCAAGUAGCCCGAGUGACGAUGGACAACAAAAACGACGCAAAAUUCAAUUCGAACCGGUCCGAAUGCCCGCUGUUAGCAACGUGAACGAUAUAAGAGCUCGUGCCGUAGUUUAUCAGACAUCUAAAUUAAAGCAGCAAUUGUUGUACAAAAAUAAGCGAAUAGCCGAAUUGGAAAAAGAAAAUGAACGGUCCAAGAGGCGGCAGCAGACAGACGAAAGCAACUUUCUGAAGGUUUAUAAUAUGUUCUCAGAUAUUGAGAAAUACAUAUGUACACAAACUAAGAAUGAGUUUGGAGAAUACAUCGGAGGAGACACUGCACCAACUGGUAUAGACGUUCUUGGAAUGACUAAUGAAACAUAUAACAAGUUCUUUGAUCAGGCAAAGCAGAAUUUACGGAAUGCAUUCGUAUCGUAUGCUAAAGCGCGCCACGAUCGGGCUCACGAAUCCACCAUUUUCAUCGAUAAACUAAAAACAUUGAUCGAUUCUCCUACCUUCAAUCCAAAUGGUGUCCAUAAGGAGCUUACAGCCAAAGCAGCAAGUUUAGCUAUACAAAAUGAAAAGCUUCAAUCCGAAGUUACCAAAGUUCAAAGCGAUUGUUACAAUUUGGAACGGAAAAAGCGUAUUCUAACGGAUAAGCUUUCUGUACAAGAGAACAGAGUUCAAGAAUUAGAACAUCAAUUGGAAGAUGCCCGAUUUGAAACUGACAAACAUAUGCGUCUUGCUAACAAAUUUGAGUACAAACUAGCCACCCUCGUCUCGGAGGGACAGUCUGGAGGGAACGGAGGGGCGACACCGUCUUCGUCGGGUACAACAAAUGCUACUGAGAAGAAGAUAUCAGCUCCAGAUAUUCCACCAAGUGAAACAGCUGCAAAAGAAAUCGAAAAUCUGCGUCUUGAACGAGAUGAACAGGAAUCCAUUGCAUCACGACGCCUUCAAGAUCUCGAGGAGAUGAAUAAAAAAGUUCAAACAUUAACACAGGAAAAUAGCAAGCUAAGACUAGAGACACAAACUUUCUUCUCUGUGGAUUCAAUUGUCAACUCGGAGGAAUACAAGAAUCUUAAAAAGUACUACUCAUUAGCAAUUAAAGAAUACGAGCGAGUCAGCAAAGAUCUUGAAGAUAUCACAACAGAACGUGAUGCUUUCCGCAGUGCAAAGGAAGCUCGUGCAAUGCUAAUGUCUGAAGAACAUCAGAAGACGCUGAAGGAAAUUCAAUGUCAAUCGGAUAUUCACAAUUCUUUCUACAAAGUAUCUCAUGACAGUGAAGUUCUACGCUGCGAAUUCGAAACUGUUAAGGAAGAAUAUAAUAAGACGGUGAAGCAAAGCGAGUGGGAUGAAAUGAAAGCAACUUUGAAUACUCUACGAUCUAUGAAUAGAUCGUUAAAAUCAGAGAAAAUUCGUUUGCGCGAAAAGGAUAAGCAAUCUCAAAAAGAUAUCAACACUCUCAAGUCUGAGUUAACUUCACUGAAAGAAGCCCAGGAUAAAUGUCUACUUGUUCCUCUUGAAGACGUUAGUAAUGCUCCACCGGAAGAUGUUAAUAAAAUUCGUCAAGAAUACGAAUCUUUGUGUAAAGAAGUAAAACGACUGGGAGCAAUGGAAAAACAGGAGAAGCAGAAACAAGUCGAAAAUUUACAGAAAGAAGUCAAUCGUCAAAUUGCUGAUAAAUUGUCCGAAUUGGAGACUCUUCGUAAGACCAAUGAAAUGCUGACUAAUGACGAAGAAUGCAUAUCUGAUGAGUUAGAAGCCAUUGGAACAGCUGUAGAAGAAGAACAAGAACGGAAUGCUCAACUGUACAUUGAGAAGCGGGAACAGGAGGAUCGAAAUCUGAAAAUGAUGAAUGAUCGAAUGAUUCAGAAUCAGACAUUUAAUCGAUUGCGUGAAAAAUUGUCUUGUUUGGAAAGUAAAGCACAAACAGAUGCUCAAAUAGCAAAAAUGCACGAAUUUGAGAAGAAAGCAAAUGAAGAGUUGGUAACUAAACUGUCGGAAUCAGUUCAGUUCAAAUCUGCCGAAUUAACACGUCUCACAAACUUGAUGGAACAACAUAGAAAGAACAUUCAAGAAGUUGGAAUGUCACGAGACGAAAACCAAAUUAAAGCGGAUCGAUGUGAAGGUCAAAUGAAGCAAAUUCAAGAAUUAUACGCUGCCAAGGCACGUGAAAUCGAAGAUUUUAAAUUCAAGAGACAACGUGCUGAAGAGGAACUUGAGACGCUUCGAAUUAAAUAUGAACGAGUAAAACGAAAUGAGUCUGUACCGGCUCAAAGUGGUGAUCAAGUCCUCGAGGAAGCGAAUCGACAAAUGAAAGAAACACUGACUUGUCCAUCAUGUAAAACGAGGCCAAAGGAUUGUAUUAUGCUCAAAUGCUAUCAUUUAUUCUGUGAAACUUGCAUUAAGACUAUGUACGACACUCGUCAACGGAAAUGCCCGAAAUGCAACAGCAACUUCGGAGCCAAUGACUUCCAUCGUAUUUUCAUCUAGAACCGCCAUUAAAUUAUUUAGUAAAUUUCCUCAUUUUCUCAAUCUCUCAGUUCAACAUGGGUUUCUGUCCUCCGUUUUCUCUGUUUUGGUCCCUUCCCCUCCCCCCACCUCUCACAGCGCAAUUUCUAAGCUUCUAUCUUAAACUGUCUCAUCCUAUCAAGUUAUUGAAUCACUAUCUCUAUAGUUAGUCGGCUUAUAUUAUUUGAAUUCUGUUCUGAUACUCUGAAUCUCCGUGAUGAUGCCACGGCACGCACACAUCCACAAGUUUAUGAACUUUGUUGAAGUUGAUAUUGAUAUAAUUUUGAAGUUGUAAAUUCUUAUGUUUUUUCUCAUUUUAUUAAAAAUGUAUAGUAAUAGUUAUUCUUGUUUCAAAAAUUAUGCAUGAUGAUAAUAUAUCAAAGUUCUGAAUGUUGACUAGAUUCUGUUGGUGCUCCACCUCCUUGCAUAAAUGGGCA
Caenorhabditis elegans is the source of this 2974-nucleotide messenger RNA. It is a transcript of the gene rfp-1, whose product is annotated as E3 ubiquitin-protein ligase bre-1. Bases 6 to 2519 code for a protein of 837 amino acids. Gene Ontology annotation, biological process: protein ubiquitination. Gene Ontology annotation, molecular function: ubiquitin protein ligase activity; metal ion binding; ubiquitin-protein transferase activity. Lineage: Eukaryota; Metazoa; Nematoda; Chromadorea; Rhabditida; Rhabditidae. The transcript is spliced from 9 exons. Gene Ontology annotation, cellular component: nucleus. The record is from RefSeq and is marked reviewed.